UUAAUCGAGAUGAAAUUGUUUUGGAUUAAUCCCCUCAAAAACUCUACAAUUAAAGAUGUGGCAAGAAACGUGGGGCACAGCACUGAUUGGAAGCAAUAUGGCGGUUCCACGAGGAAGACGAUGACAACACACGGCCGGAGACACAGCUGUAACAAUUUCCAAAGACGAGACAAACAACACACAUACAAAUACAACACGCACUCACCACUGUGUGAAUCAAAAUCAAACCCUCAUUCACAGAACCAGAAUCUGCAGAAUCAUGGUGAAGAAACGCCUUCCUGAUUGGCUCAACAGCCCCAUGUGGUCUUCUCCCACAGUAACCACAUCUCCACCACCGAAAUCACGAUCGCUAUCGCCGCCGCCUCCGCCUCCUUCGUCGUCGAACGAUGAUCGAUAUGGUAUCGGUAGUUACCCUUCCAAAUCUUCCUCCGUCACGUCAUCCGAUUCUUCUCUGAAUGAACCGCAUGUUCCGUUGCCACCUCCUACUUCAAUCAAACAGGAACCGACUCCGAAGACGAGAAUUAGGGAUUCAUCGACCCGUAGCGUGAACAGUGAUAACGACGUUAGUUCCUCCAUUGAAGAUGUUUCACGUCAGGCACAGUUAUUAGAAGAGCUAUCGAGGAAGAUUAUAAACAUUGGAGAACUGCGACAACUCUGUUUGUUGGGUAUUCCAGAUGCUGCUGGCAUCCGUUCCACUGUAUGGAAGUUGUUGUUGGCAUAUCUUCCAACUGAUAAAGGGCUUUGGUCAUCAGAAUUGGCUAAGAAGAGAGCUCAGUACAAACAGUUCAAAGAGAACCUUUUGAUGAAUCCAUCAGAAAUCACCAGGACAUUUGAAGUCUCUGCAUCUCUUAAAAAUGGUGAUCUAAGUGAGGGAAAAGGGUUACUGGAAAGGUCAAAAAUACCUCAUGGGGAGCAUCCAUUAAGCCUAGGGAAGACUAGCAUUUGGAACCAAUUCUUUCAGGACUCUGAGAUCAUUGAGCAGAUAGAUCGUGAUGUGAAACGAACUCAUCCAGACAUACCUUUUUUCUCUGGUGACUCAGCAUCUUCAAAAGCCAAUCAAGAAUCUUUAAAAAACAUUCUCAUCAUAUUUGCAAAACUGAACCCAGGGAUAAGAUAUGUGCAAGGGAUGAAUGAACUUUUGGCCCCUUUGUUCUAUGUUUUCAGAAAUGACCCUAAUGAGGAUUCUUUGGUUAAUGCUGAAGCAGAUACUUUCUUUUGCUUUGUUGAGUUAAUAAGUGGUUUUAGAGAUAAUUUUUGUCAGCAACUUGAUAAUAGUAUUGUUGGCAUUCGAUCCACAAUUUCAAGAUUAUCACAGCUUUUAAAGCAACAUGAUGAAGAGCUAUGGCGUCAUCUUGAGGUCACAACAAAAGUAAACCCACAGUUCUACGCAUUUAGAUGGAUCACACUUUUACUGACUCAGGAGUUUAACUUUUCUGAUAGUCUUCACAUUUGGGAUGCACUCUUAAGCGACCCAGAGGGACCUCAAGAGACUCUCCUUCGGGUUUGCUGUGCAAUGCUGAUUCUGGUUAGGAGGCGUUUGCUUGCUGGAGAUUUCACAGCAAAUCUCAAGUUAUUACAAAGUUACCCUUCUACAAAUGUUAGUCAAUUGCUCUAUCUUUCCAACAAGUUGAGGUCUUGUUAAAAUUAAAUUCAUUGAUUUUGUAGGGUUUUUUUUUUUUUUUUUUUUUUUUGGAUGGGUAAAUUUAUAAUCACAAAAGUUAGGUUUCUUUAUUUUUGUUAGUAGGUUUAAUGUCAGUUAAAAAGUGUUAGUUUUUUUUUUUUUUUUUUUUUCCUGCUUCACUUGGUUUAUGGAAAUCGAACUUCAAAAGAUGUAAUGUAAACUGUUGUACAUUUUACACCAUUGUUUAUAGAAUGUUAGAGAAAUUCCGGGAAAAUAGCAACACAUUUUUUCUUUUAUUACUAAUAUAUUGGCAAUGUACUUUAAAUUUUACAUAUGAUAGUAAUGUAAUAUUAGUUUUUGAA
Messenger RNA from Lactuca sativa (garden lettuce), 1983 nucleotides. RefSeq lists its product as uncharacterized. Lineage: Eukaryota; Viridiplantae; Streptophyta; Magnoliopsida; Asterales; Asteraceae. Gene Ontology annotation, molecular function: GTPase activator activity. The record is from RefSeq and is a predicted model, not a curated record. Gene Ontology annotation, biological process: intracellular protein transport; activation of GTPase activity.